This is a messenger RNA of Frankliniella occidentalis (western flower thrips), 1705 nucleotides long. Its product is annotated as tRNA modification GTPase GTPBP3, mitochondrial. Gene Ontology annotation, biological process: tRNA wobble uridine modification; tRNA methylation. Gene Ontology annotation, molecular function: protein binding; GTPase activity; GTP binding. Bases 64 to 1689 code for a protein of 541 amino acids. Gene Ontology annotation, cellular component: cytoplasm; mitochondrion. The record is from RefSeq and is a predicted model, not a curated record. NCBI's taxonomy places the organism in Eukaryota, Metazoa, Arthropoda, Insecta, Thysanoptera, Thripidae. The transcript is spliced from 9 exons.
AGAAACCUAUUGGCAGAUCCUGUCUUCUGCUUUGUAAACAAUAACAGACACCCGUUCACAAUCAUGCUCGCACAAUUUAGGGUACUGUGUAACUCCCUCCACGCAUUCCCUCAAACCCUGAUACAGUUUUCGAGACGGUUGGGCACCCAAGGAAAAACUAUUUUUGCUUUAUCAUCUGGAAGGGGAAAAUGUGGCGUGGCUGUGAUAAGGGUUUCCGGACCUCGGUCUGGCGUUGUUCUUUCAGCUCUCGCCGGCGACACCAGUUUACUUAAGCCAAGGAUGGCUCAACUCAGAACACUUCGCAAUCCACAGUCGAAAGAAAUACUAGACAAAGCCAUUGUUAUUUGGUUUCCAGGACCGAAAAGUUUUACUGGUGAAGAUACUUGUGAGUUCCAAGUCCACGGCGGUCUAGCAGUCAUAAGCGGGCUUUUGGAAACAAUUGGAAACAUUCCAGGUAUUUUUCCAGCUGACCCAGGUGAGUUUUCAAAGAAGGCUUUCUUUAAUGGAUCCAUAGACCUCACAGAGGCGGAGGGAUUGGCAGACUUAAUUCAUGCUGAAACAGAAAUGCAGCGAAGACAAGCAAUAUACCAAAUGAGUGGAUCACUUCACACAUUAUAUGAUGGAUGGAGAAAUACUCUUCUCCAGAGUUUAGCUCAUGUUGAAGCCUACAUUGACUUCAGUGAAGAUGAAAACAUAGAGGAUGGCAUUAUGCAUGAUGUAAAAGAUUCUAUAACAAAAUUGGCCCAAGAAGUCCAGGGCCAUUUGGCAGAUGGACAGAGAGGCCAAAGGUUGCGGGAUGGUGUGCAAGCAACAAUUGUAGGAGAGCCCAACGUAGGAAAAAGCAGUUUACUCAAUUUACUAUGUGAUAAACCUGCUGCCAUUGUCACAGCGAUUGCAGGCACCACUAGAGAUGUGGUAGAACAGUACAUAAAUAUUGGUGGGUAUCCCUUAUUACUUGCAGAUACUGCUGGGAUAAGAGGAGACUGCUCAGCAGUAGAUGCUGUUGAAAAGGAAGGAAUUGCUCGUGCUAAACAGUUUGCCAAAGUGGCAGAUGUAAUACUGCUUGUUAUUGAUACGAUGCAGUUUUUGAAUUGCUUGGACAGUCAAGAAAUUACUGAAGAAUUUAUCUGUAGAUACAUCCAGGAGCAUUUGAUGCACUUAGGUUUACUUAAUGUGAAUAAAAGCAGGCAAAUUUUAAAACGGUUGCAACAACCUUCAACAGAGACUGUUGAGAACGGGCCCUUCUAUAUCAUAAUUUUUAAUAAAGUUGAUCUCGUUGUAGAGCAACAUGCAAAGAGGUCUAUAAAUAACUUACAGAGCCAAUACCAAAAUGUUGUGGCUCUUUCAAGUCUUACUAAAGAAGGAUUGUCUCAGUUGCUAUUUAGGAUGGAACAGAUGCUGGAAAUUUUGUGUGGAAAUCCUUGUCAAGAGAGCCCUGCUUUAAGUCAAGUUCGACAUCGUCUUCAUUUGACUGAUUGUGUUGAUUACCUACAUGACUACUUACACAAAACAGUUAAAAUAUCUGCCUCAGAGAUCAACUCUCUUAAAGAAGACUCUCAUGGAAUUGAUCUUGCUAUUUGUGCAGAGGACCUUCGUAAAGCUGCUUACCAUCUCGGAAGGAUUACAGGUCAUGUAACAACUGAACAAAUUCUGGAUGUGAUAUUCAGGGACUUUUGUAUUGGCAAAUAAAAUUAAUGGAACAAUA